Bactrocera latifrons is the source of this 1523-nucleotide messenger RNA. Its product is annotated as zinc finger protein 436-like. The transcript is spliced from 6 exons. Gene Ontology annotation, molecular function: RNA polymerase II cis-regulatory region sequence-specific DNA binding; DNA-binding transcription factor activity, RNA polymerase II-specific. The record is from RefSeq and is a predicted model, not a curated record. Bases 205 to 1437 code for a protein of 410 amino acids. Gene Ontology annotation, biological process: regulation of transcription by RNA polymerase II. NCBI's taxonomy places the organism in Eukaryota, Metazoa, Arthropoda, Insecta, Diptera, Tephritidae.
CACACUACACAGCAACAGCAUCACCAGCAACAACAACAGCAGCAGCAGCAGCAGCAACAACAACAAGUGUAUAACGGCGACUUGAACUUCACCACAUUCGCUGAACUUUGCCGCUUCUGUUCGAUACGAAAUGGUCCCGCCAAAAUUCAUCUCUUCGAAAAGGAGGCGGAGCAGAGGAAUUUGGUCUACAAACUGCGCACGCUAAUGUCAACAAAUAUAUCCAAGGACGACUACCUUCCAAAGAAUAUCUGUGAGCAGUGCGUGCACAAAGUGGAGCAGCUAUUUGAUUGGCGACAAUCGACAUUGCAGAUUGAGAACAUACUGCAGAAUUAUGCGGACUCGAUGAGAGCGGUGACGGCGACAAUUAAUUUUCAGGACGGUACCGUUAAUAUGGAUAAAAUGACGGUAGCGCAAAAGAAUGCAUACCUUGAGGCGCAUAUGGCAGUGCAACAACAAAUGGCGCAGGCGGCAAUACAAUUUAAACAACAGCAGCAGCAACAGCAACAAACGUCCACGAAUUCCGCACAACAGCAACAACAGAAUUCGCCCACCACCAAUAAUAAUAAUAACAAUAACAACAAUUCGUCGCAGCAGCAACUGCAGCAGCAACAGCAACAACAACAGCAGCAACAACAGCAACAGCAGCAAGCUCAUUACGCCAGCACGAUUAAGGUACCCCAAAUAAGUUCCUCCAGUUCGGGUGGCGCUGAGAGCACUUUCACCGUACCCGACGAUGUGGGUAUGGGUUUCGAAGGCGGCGUACGCGUGCUACAAAGUUUAGGCAGUUGGUCACCGGACAAUGUUACCUACAAUAUACCUAAGCCAAAUCUAAUACCAUUCACCGAACCAUAUGUCGAGGGUGGUUCCAUGCAUCCGGCCAGUCGACUGAAGGCACUGCAACAAGUGCAGCAAGCCUCGUCGGGCGUACGCAAAACGAAUCCAUCUAAAAACCCUAACAACAAAGCAUUCGAAUGCACGGUGUGUGGCAAAGGACUCGCCAGAAAGGACAAGCUCACAAUCCACAUGCGCAUUCAUACGGGCGAGAAACCAUAUAUUUGUGAAGUGUGCAAUAAAGCAUUCGCCAGACGCGACAAACUUGUGAUUCAUAUGAACAAAUUCAAGCAUGUGACGCCAACGAAUAUAGCGCCAUUGGGUAAACGGCUCAAUAAUAUGGUGAAAAAGAAAGAACCCGAACCGGAGGACAAUAAACAAAAUCUGGAAUUGCAAUUGCAACAACAGGCCGUACAAGUGGCCACACAAAAUAUUAUAGUGCAAACAACUGGCGGACAACAUAGUACACAGACCACAGCCAUACCGGGCAUCAUUAUACCGCAUCAUCAUCAACAACAAUUGUCGUGGACUUGUGAAUUAUGUGGACGCAUGUUCUCGAGUCGGGACGAAUGGACAUUGCACGCUAAGAGUCAUCUAGAGUAUUGACAACAGGAACAGGAAAUAAUAGAGGAAACAAAACCAAUAAUAACAACAACAACAGCCAACGCAGCAAAGCAGAGUAGCUUUCAAAC